UGACAUCACGGCCACCCCGGGCCAACCAGUCGGUUUAAUCAUCUUCCAGCGUCUACGGGCUGUGUUUUUCCUUUGCUUUACCUUCCUCCAAUGAGUUUGUGGUUUCAAGAAGGCACAAAUAAUAUGUCCGACGUACUGAGAUCUCUCUGACACGGCGAGCUGCAGAGGCCCAGGAGCAGAGCGGAGCAUCUCGCCUGAGCCAUGGCACCCCGCAAAAGAGGAGGUGGCGGGAGCCGUGGGGGUCUCUCCUUCAUCUUCUGCUGCUUCAACAGCAGCAGUGACCAUCCAGAGAUCACCUACAGGCUGAGGGAGGACUUCGCCUUGCAGGCUAUGGAGCCCGCUCUGCCCAUGCCCGGCUACGAUGAGCUGGAUGGCAUGUUCUCCGAGCUGGUGGAUGAGCUCGACCUGACGGAGAAGCACAGAGAGGCCAUGUUUGCACUGCCCGCAGAGAAGAAAUGGCAGAUCUACUGUAGCAAAAAGAAGGAACAAGAAGAAAACAAAAGUGCAACCAGUUGGCCUGAGUACUACAUCGAUCAACUCAAUUCAAUGGCAGCUAGAAAGACUCUCUUGGCUCUGGAGAAGGAGGAAGAGGAGGAGAGGAAUAAAACGAUAGAGAGUUUAAAAACAGCUCUGAGGACGCAGCCAAUGAGGUUUGUGACUCGCUUCAUUGACCUGGAUGGCCUCACAUGUAUCCUGAACUUCCUGAAGACCAUGGACUACGAGACCACCGAGUCUCAGAUCCACACGUCGCUCAUCGGCUGUAUCAAAGCUCUGAUGAACAACUCUCAGGGGCGCGCUCAUGUCCUGUCCCACUGCGAGAGCAUCAAUAUCAUCGCUCAAAGUCUCGCCACAGAAAACAUCAAGACCAAAGUGGCCGUGCUGGAGAUCAUGGGGGCCGUGUGUCUGGUGCCAGGGGGACACAAGAAGAUCCUACAGGCCAUGCUGCACUACCAGCGCUUCGCCUGUGAGAGGACACGGUUCCAGAGCCUUAUAAAUGAACUGGAUCGGAGUACAGGCCGAUACCGGGAUGAAGUGAACCUGAAAACAGCCAUCAUGUCUUUUAUUAACGCUGUGCUGAGUCAAGGGGCUGGAGAGACAAGUUUGGAAUUCCGUAUCCAUCUUCGGUACGAGUUUCUCAUGCUGGGAAUACAACCCGUGAUUGACAAACUACGUUCACAUGAAAACUCCACAUUAGACAGACAUUUAGACUACUUCGAGAUGCUGCGAAAUGAAGAUGAGCUGGCAAUAUCUAAACGUUUUGAGUCGGCACAUAUAGACACAAAAAGUGCCACCCAAGUUUUCGACCUCAUUCGAAAGAAGAUGAACCACACCGACGCAUACCCGCACUUUAUGUCUGUCCUGCACCAUUGUCUCCUGAUGCCUCACAAGCGGAGUGGGAAUACGGUGCAGUACUGGCUUCUGCUGGACCGGAUCGUCCAGCAGAUGGUUCUGCAGAAUGACAAAGGUCACGACCCCGAUGUCACGCCCCUGGAGAAUUUUAACGUGAAGAACGUCGUCCGGAUGCUGGUGAAUGAAAAUGAAGUGAAGCAGUGGAAAGAGCAGGCAGAGAAGAUGAGGAAAGAGCACCACGAGCUGCAGCAGAAAUUUGAGAAGAAAGAGAGGGAAUGUGACGCCAAAACUCAGGAGAAGGAGGAGAUGAUGCAGACGCUUAACAAGAUGAAAGAGAAACUGGAGAAAGAGAGCACAGAGCACAAGAACGUCAAGCAGCAAGUGGCCGAACUCACUGCGCGCCUGCACGAGCUCAGCGCCAGACAGGCCACCAUGGUUCCUGGCGGGCCCCCCCUCACCCCUGGCCCACCUGGAGGACCUGUGCCCCCUCCACCUCUGCCUGCAUUCGGAGGCAUGUGCCCACCUCCCCCUCCUCCUCCCCCGGGCGGGAUGCCUCCUCCCCCUCCUCCACCACCUCCUCGUGGACCCCCUCCUCCCCCCGGACGCCCACCCAUCGGAGGAGGCAUCCCCCCACCACCCGGAGCACCCUUGGGCCCAUCUCUCAAGAAGAAGAACAUUCCCCAGCCCACCAAUGCUCUCAAGUCUUUCAACUGGUCCAAGCUGGCUGAAAAUAAACUGGAGGGGACCGUCUGGAUGGAAGUGGAUGAUGCAAAAGUCUUUAAAAUUCUUGAUUUGGAGGACAUUGAAAAGACCUUCUCUGCCUAUCAGAGACAGCAGGACUUCUUAAUGAUCAAUAACACCAAACAGAAAGAGGCAGAAGAUGACACACUAGGCUCUAAAAAAGUCAAAGAGCUGUCAGUGAUUGACGGCCGCAGAGCCCAAAACUGCAACAUUCUCCUCUCACGACUGAAACUUUCAAACGAAGAGAUCAAGAGAGCGAUCCUGACCAUGGACGAGCAGGAGGACCUCCCUAAAGAUAUGCUGGAGCAGCUGCUCAAGUUUGUCCCAGAGAAGUGUGACGUGGAUCUGCUGGAGGAGCACAAACAUGAACUGGACCGAAUGGCUCGACCCGAUCGCUUUCUUUAUGAGAUGAGCAGGAUAAACCACUACCAGCAGAGGCUACAGUCGUUAUACUUUAAGAAGAAGUUUGCAGAAAGGAUUGCAGAGAUCAAACCAAAAGUGGAAGCCCUGACCAGUGCAUCAAAGGAGAUCCUGCACAGUAGAAACCUGAAGCAGCUUCUGGAGGUGGUACUGGCGUUUGGAAACUACAUGAACAAAGGUCAAAGAGGAAAUGCAUACGGCUUCAAAGUGUCCUCCCUCAAUAAGAUCGCAGACACCAAAUCCAGCAUCGACAAAAACAUCACUCUCCUCCACUACUUGAUAACCAUCCUGGAGAAGAAGUAUCCAAAAGUCCUGAUGUUCCAAGACGAUCUUAAAAGCAUCCCAGAGGCAGCCAAAGUCAACAUGACGGAGCUGGAGAAAGAUAUCGGGAACUUGCGGAGUGGUCUGAAGAGCGUAGAGAGCGAGCUGGACUACCAGAAGAAGCGACCACAAGAGCUGGGUGACAAGUUUGUGUCUGUGGUGAGCCAGUUCAUCACCGUGGCCAGUUUCAGCUUCUCCGACGUGGAAGAUUCUCUCACUGAGGCCAAGGAGCUGUUCCUCCGAGCGGUGAAGCACUUUGGAGAGGAAGCCACAAAGAUGCAGCCGGACGAGUUCUUUGGCAUCUUUGACCAGUUCCUGCAGUCGUUCAGCGAAGCUCAGCAGGAGAAUGAGAACAUGAGGAAACGCAAAGAGGAGGAGGAGCGCAGGGCUAAGAUGGAAGCUCAGCUCAAAGAGCAGAGGGAAAAGGAACGAAAGGCUCGAAAAGCAAAAGCCAAUGGAGAGGACGAUGGAGGGGAGUUUGAUGACCUGGUGUCUGCUCUGAGAUCGGGAGAGGUGUUCGAUAAAGACUUGUCCAAGAUGAAGAGAAACCGAAAACGCAUCAACAGCCAGAACACGGACUCGAGAGAACGGCCCAUUACGAAACUCAACUUUUAAACCACAAGGAGAAGCAGCUCAUUUGCCUGUUUCUUUGCUUUAUGUGGAUCCAAAUGACACACUAUUCUCAAAUGUUUUUAUAAUGCAUCAAUCUGGAGCUCAGCACAUUUAUAAGAAAACAUAACAAAGAAGCCAAACUUAAAUACUGGACAAAUGAGACCAUUCCUGCUGGAUAUUUAUUGGGAAUCUGCUCAUAUGAAUGUUCUUCAAUCCCAUCUUCCUCGCAGUGACCUCAAAAGUACUACAUUUCCUCACAGAUGCUGUUUAACCUAGUAUUCCAUCUGUGCUCUUUUUGUAUGUCAAAUCUAUGCACGGUCAAACGUACAGCUUUCUCUUCAAGCAUCACAGAGAUGUUUAUUGAUAAGGGGCCAUUCUUAUUGUCAUAGAAGGACUUUUUUUUUCACACAAGGACCGUCCUGAUAAGUUUUGGGACAAAGAUGGACCUACUGAACGCUGUCACACCAUUGCAGACCAAACUAUCCCAGGACAGAAACGCGGGGUCGUUCAACAGAUAAGAUGUAUUAGAAAAGAUGUUUUUGUGUGUUUUAAUAUUGUGCAACAUUUUUAUAUAUGAUCACAUUUGACCUUUUUGUCUGUUAAGAGCUGGCCUUAACUCUGUCAAUUUUAAUAGUUGAGUUGGUACUUAAAAGGCCUGGGCCUAAUUUGCUAUUGUAUAAACUAGUGUGGAUACUCACAUCAACAUUACAUAUAUCUAUAUACAGUAUAAAGCUAUGUGCUUGGUUCACAUGCACAUAUGAAGUUACGCUAAACGUUCUAUUCAGAAUCAGGCAAUACACGUUCCCCAAGUACUGAGAGUAUCCUUUACAUUGUUUUGUAAAUGCCUCUGUGACAAUGGAUGGAUUUAAACAAAUUAAAAGCAGAAAUUAUUUUUAACUCGUGACAGAAACAUCCCAAGUUUUAAAUAAUUGCUAACUGUCUGAUUCCAUCCAUUGUCACAUGAUUCCAUUGGACUUUUGUAAUUUAAAUAAUGCCUCCCAUUGUAUAAUGAACUGAUGAAAAUAAAUUGGGAUAAUGUGA
Messenger RNA from Boleophthalmus pectinirostris (great blue-spotted mudskipper), 4485 nucleotides. RefSeq names its product disheveled-associated activator of morphogenesis 1. Gene Ontology annotation, biological process: actin cytoskeleton organization. NCBI's taxonomy places the organism in Eukaryota, Metazoa, Chordata, Actinopteri, Gobiiformes, Gobiidae. Gene Ontology annotation, cellular component: stress fiber. Gene Ontology annotation, molecular function: small GTPase binding; actin binding. The record is from RefSeq and is a predicted model, not a curated record.